UGCAGCUGGCAGGUGGGGUGGGGGCCGGCCGAGCUGACCACGCACAGACCCGGCGCGGCGGCACUGCGGCCCCGGGGCAGCCGGUGCCGGGGACAUGCGCUGAUUCGAUCCCUCCGGAGAAGUUUCCUGAGUUUCUGGGAAGGCCUGGUUUCCCCAAAGGAACAAUUUCUGGUAGAAGUCUGAAGGUCUGACCCAAGAAAAAAAUUCAGUAUAGCCAAUGAAUUGAGGACAAGAAGGUUUCCAAUCAGCUCCUGCUAUGUGGAUAUUUGUUAGCAAUGACUGAUGUGGAAACUACAUAUGCAGAUUUUAUUGCUUCAGGAAGAACGGGUAGAAGAAAUGCAAUACAUGAUAUCCUGGUUUCCUCUGCAAGUGGUAACAGCAAUGAAUUAGCCUUGAAAUUAGCAGGUCUUGAUAUCAACAAGACAGAAGGUGAAGAAGAUGCACAGCGAAAUUCAACAGAACAAAGUGGGGAAGCCCAGGGAGAAGCAGCAAAAUCUGAAAGUUAACACCCCACUUUGAUCUUCAUCAACACCUGACAAUGUCUCAAAUCUCCAGGCCUGGCUGGAAUGCAUUUAUUUCCAAGAGUGAAAAGGGGAAAAAGAAAAUGGCUGUGCUGCAUUGCAGGAACCUGCUUGUUAUGUUAAAAAUGGGGGCAGAGGCUGUGGCUGCAGACAGACUUUUCUCUACCUCUGGCAUCAGCAAUGGUUGAAAUCAUGUGGCUUGUGUUUGGAUGUCAUUUUUGUACGGAUCCUUUCACUUGACCAUAUGAUUAAAUGCUUGUAGAGAGUAGCACCGACCUAGGUGAUGAUUCUUCCUGUAGCAUCUGGCCCCUCACAAUGUCAGAGGAUUUAAUUGUGUCUAAUCGCAAAGGGUUGGUUGAACCCCAGAGUUUAAAUAUCUCUGGCCCAAGUAUUCACCCAGUAAAAGAACCAUCCAGAAAGCACUGUUUUUAGCAUUAUGUAUCUGUGUGUUCCUGCUGUGUUAUUUACACUGUUUUGUAUUAUACAAUAUAGAUGCUCAGCACUGCCCCCUUCUUUGAUUGCUUAUGAAAAACAAAAAUGAUGUACGUUACUGUGAAUUUUUAUACUACUCAUUUUUAAAAGGGCUGCCUAAAAAUUCUGCUCCAUCGUGUGGUGGUGUGCACAGGAUAGAACCCACAUUUUUUUUUUUUUUUCUUUUGCGGUACGCGGGCCUCCCACCGCUGCGGCCUCUCCCGUUGCGGAGCACAGGCUCUGGACGCGCAGGCUCAGCGGCCAUGGCUCACGGGCCCAGCCGCUCUGCGGCAUGUGGGAUCUUCGCGGAGUACCAGGGCACGAACCCGUGUCCCCUGCACCCGCAGGCCAACUCCCAACCACUGCGCCACCAGGGAAGCCCUGAGAGCACACGUUUUUUAAAACCUAAUCUUUCCCCUUAAUGCACAGCUGAUGAAUUAAGUCUAACAGAUUCAUCAAAACUCCUUUGCUUAUUAUACAGGCAUUUGAAAAUAUCCAUUAAUGUGAAUAUUACCUGAAUUCAGUCUGUUUGGUGUCUACACAGACCAGAAUUCAAACUGCAAAUUUUGUCUUAUUCCCAAGUGGAGAACUUUUUCCAACGUAUAUUUUUAUUUCCAAUUAUGAGGAUUUCUGAGAAUUGGGGAGAUGGGAAAGAGAAUACAAGAUAAUACUAAGCAUGGGACAUAUUUUCUUCUAUGGAAUCAAAUUUAUCACAGUGCUGUAUGAUACUAUUAAAAUUUGGAGGACAGUUUAUCUCCACGGAGCAGCAAAAGAUGUAGAAAAUGAUCUUGCAAUCAUGUGGACACCAAUCACAAAAGUAAAGCCCUUGUGUUGUGUUUUUCAUGUCUUUUUUCAGCCCUAUCAGAUCCAAAUGUUAUUAUGCACUUUCUAAUGUUUGUAAACUUUUACUAAUAAUUAGUGUGAAUUCCAUUCUGAUACAAUAAUAAUCAUCAUUAGAAGCUGACAAAAUCUUCAUUAAUACUGUUAGUGACCUCUGCUGUGUUUUGACAUCGUGGUUCUUAUAUGGAAAGUUUCUAUGAACUGUGUAAUCUCACUGGUCAGUAUUAUGAAAUCAUUUCUCAGUGGUAAUAUAUAAGGCACCAGUAAUAUGCCAAUGGCUCAUGAAUUACUGGACAAAUGGCAGGCAACAGGAAGACCCUUUGCAAUAAAGACCCCACUUAACGGUCCUUGAGGUCUUAGAUACAAUCCCAUGUGAAGUAGGUUAAGCAGCAUUUCAACAGAUAAUCUAUAUGGACAUACCAGGAACUCAGCCCUCCUUUGUAGUUACAUAAAGGAUGAAAGGUAAGUCUGCCCUCAUCUCCCUUUACAGUACUUUUUGAAUGAGUGGAAUAAGGGCAUGGGUAUCACAUGGUCCUCAAUCACAUAUUACUAGAAAAAAUGUUAACAGUGUGAGUCAUUGAGACAAUAGGAAAGAUUAAAUUUUAGAGUACUUCCUUCUGCUUAACCCAGUAGGAUCCAAAAUGUCCAGUUAACGUUCAAACAAAUCCACCUAUUAAUAGACUCACAAGUGGGAAAAGAGGUUCCUGGGGCUAUGUUAGACAAUUUCUGCUAGUCUAUUUAGCACAUCCAACCCAUACAAUCACUUUUUAAUAUCCUUAUUUAUUAUCCUCAUAGCUUUCUUGUGAUUCUAGGUAAAGUUCUCUUCAUCCUUAAAAUUGUGGAAUUCCAAACUGAUUUCAUGUGAUUUUGUAAAGUUUAGGACUAGUGCUGAGUGUAUGUGGAGUAUUUAUAUUCCUGUGUGAUAUACUAUUAUUAAUGCAUGUGGUAUCAUGCCUGUCUUUGAAUAUAUAAUAGUUGCUAAAUUGUGAAGUCAUAUGGAGCUUUUGAAUUAUUUUUGACCUCUUACUGCUACUUUGUCUGCUAUAUUCAAAUCCAGAGGUUUUCCCAAGCCAGAAAAUAAAAAUUAGCUUUCCAAAACAUUCACAUCCUACAAAUGUUGCUCAGCAAAAGUUCAUAGUAUCUUCCAAAUUUUAUCAUAAUAUCUUUUACUUGCAAGUCAGUAACAUACAAGGAAUUGAAUUUUUAAGGAGAGAAGGAAAGAGUAGAAAACUAAGACACUGAUUUGAUAAUACACAUUGAAUUCCUGUUAACCAACUGACUUUAUGCUAUUCACUUCACAGCACAUAUUAUCCCAUUUAAUCCUCAAACAAUUCAAUUAAAGAGGUAGCGUUAUUCCAUUUCAUAAAUAAGGCUCAAUAAAGUAUAACUUUUACAAGCUUGAAAAGCUAAUAAAUGAUGAAUAAAAUUUGAAACUGUUUAUCUGUCUCCAGGGAGCUUUCUACUGCACGCGCCCUAAAGUUGAAGCCAGUUACAGAGCAUGUUUAUCUGGAAGGGAACUUUUAGAGAUGGACUGAAUCAGCCUCCAUAUUUUAGAGGAGGAAACUGAGUCCCAGAAAGGGCAAUUGUUUUUCUCAAGGUUACCUAGAUGAGCAAUGACACAUAUGUGAGUAGCACUUUUAUCUAAAAAAUAAUAGUAAUAAAUUUAAUGUCAACUUAUUUUUUCGUGUUAUACUUCCCAGAAGACAUUUUUUUCUGACAUGGAGUCUGUAAACUUAGCAUGGUUCAGACUUUUUAUGUUCCAUGCUACUCAUUUUGUUUAAUUAACUAGAAAUUGAAAUUUUCCGUUUUUCAACUUAUUUGCAACAAGUGUAAACUUUUCAAAUUUACCUUUUAUCAAUUGUAAGUGUCCUAUGCUGACAUAUUGAUAUCAUAAAUUCAUAGAAAUGUUUUUCCAACAGAUAAUAGACAGGCAGCCUCCAAUUUUUAGGCAAUAUCCCCAGAGCUGUGUACUGUAAAUGCCCAACACUUGAGUCUUACUCAGGCACAGUGGAAAUACACCAUUUUAGAAGAUGACUGAUAAUGUCUGUUUCUCUUCAGAGAAGCAUUAAGGGGUAAAGAAAUGUAACUGUGGGCAAUAGAGUUUCUGAGUGAAACCAGUAGUAAUAGGGUGAAAAUGUAUAGUCAUCAAGUGAAAAACAGGAACGGAUCUAUGUUUAUGAUGUCUUUAUAGGGCCUAAAUUGUUCUUUAAUUGCAAGUGGCAGUCUCUGAAGUCAUUUGUGAGCUUGUAUGACUUUUGUAUUUAGCAAUGUUGCAUGCUCACAUAAUUGAUAUUAAAAGUAAUACAUUUUUCUGAAAUGUA
Messenger RNA from Lagenorhynchus albirostris (white-beaked dolphin), 4153 nucleotides. It is a transcript of the gene PKIA, whose product is annotated as cAMP-dependent protein kinase inhibitor alpha. Gene Ontology annotation, cellular component: cytoplasm; nucleus. Gene Ontology annotation, biological process: negative regulation of cAMP-dependent protein kinase activity. NCBI's taxonomy places the organism in Eukaryota, Metazoa, Chordata, Mammalia, Artiodactyla, Delphinidae. The transcript has 4 exons. The coding region runs from base 276 to 506 and encodes 76 amino acids. Gene Ontology annotation, molecular function: cAMP-dependent protein kinase inhibitor activity. The record is from RefSeq and is a predicted model, not a curated record.